AUGGAGAAUUAUAAGAGAAAAGAAAAUUAAUAAGAAUUUCAUGAUACGCAAAGGAAGUUGAUAUAAUCAUUAAGGAAUAUGUAUUAAUAUUACUUUUGGUAUUUUAUGAUUUUAAUGAAUUAUUAAGAUUAUCUUAUAAGAGUUUUAAUUAUUUUCUUUUUCUACUAUAUGCGAAGAAUAAAAGAUGCUUAAUAAGGUUUAAGAGUCUAAAUUAGAAAGUGAAGAAAGACAGUUAAAAGUAGAGAUUGAUUUAUUAAAAUUAGAAAAGUGAGGAGUUUAAUGAGAUUUAGAAAAUAAAUCUACUCGAUUAAGAAAAGCAAUUAAGAAAAGUUAAUAAUUAGAGAAGAGAUUAAUAAAAUAAGAAAAAGAAUUGAAUGCUUAAUCGUAAUUAUCCUAUAAAUGAUUAGAAAAGAAUUAUGAGAAAGAAUUGAAGAAUUUGCAAAAAAAGAAGCUGAUUAUUAGACUUAAAUUAUUUAAUUAAAAUAAUAGAUAACUUAAAAAGAAUUGGGAAUAUUUAUUAGACUAAGAAUAAUUGAAAGCCAAUAUCACAAAAUUGGAAUAAGAUAUUUGA
This is a messenger RNA of Paramecium pentaurelia, 571 nucleotides long. The record is from the annotation of a GenBank genome assembly. Lineage: Eukaryota; Ciliophora; Oligohymenophorea; Peniculida; Parameciidae.